Messenger RNA from Phaeoacremonium minimum UCRPA7, 1164 nucleotides. RefSeq names its product putative carboxyl-terminal proteinase protein. The transcript has a single exon. The coding region runs from base 1 to 1164 and encodes 387 amino acids. The record is from RefSeq and is a predicted model, not a curated record. Lineage: Eukaryota; Fungi; Ascomycota; Sordariomycetes; Togniniales; Togniniaceae.
AUGUCCUUGAAAAGCUUGCUCCUUGGCUCGUUGCUGUCGAGUUUUGUCGUUCAAGCUGUUGCGACCCCGGUCAUUGCUGCUAGAGGUCAAUAUGCCAAAGAUGCCUUACGCAAGCGAGCCAACCUGAACGUCAAACGGACAACUACUACUGACACUACAACUAUUGAUUGGGUACCCAUUGACUCUCAGGGGAAAAUUGCAACUCCUCCUCCCAACAUCGUAUCUGUUGCAGCAACAAAUGCCUCCAAGCCAAUAUCGGAGCUGCAACAGCCAGGUGCAGAGGUCGGCCCACCAGGAACUGUUCCUAUCCCCCAAGUUGACCCCGACUAUCUCGCAAAUGUUGCUGAGAAGGGGCUCCCGGAAAUACGAUCUGCCAAGGCGAAGAGACAGUAUGCCGGCAAUCAUUGGUAUGUGACGUCAAAUCAGAACGUAGCCAAUUGGGGUGGCAAGGCAACCUACAGCGUUUAUAAGGCGUUUGUCAAUAACGGCGGCGACUUCUCUCUGCUGCAAACUGCUGUCGUCAAGUCAAACACCAACGGUGGACAAACCUUGGAAGCGGGAUGGAUAAACUACCCCAAUCAGGUUUCUCAGCCCCAUUUGUUCACGUACUAUACAACAAACGGCUACUCCUCGCAGGGUGACAACGUUGGAGGCUGGAACCAAGACGUUGCUGGGUGGGUCCAAUAUGAUAGCGAGAUCUUUCCGGGAACUGUCUUCUCGCCAAACAGCGUUGACGGCGGUGCCCAAUACGAGAUUGAAAUCCAAUAUCUUCUCUAUCAAGGCAACUGGUGGCUUUGGGUUCUUGACCGCUGGAUUGGAUACUAUCCCGCCAGUCUGUUUAGCAAUGGUAUUUCUGGAGUUACUCUGGCUACCGGAUCUGAUAUGAUCUUCUACUAUGGAGAGAUCUAUCAGAGCGAGGGGCCACUCACUACUACUGAUAUGGGCAGUGGAGAGUUCGGAACCACAGGCUUUGGCCACUCAGCAUACAUCCACAAUAUGGUUUAUACUGAUACUACCGGGAGCACAUACUAUGAUUAUACGGCAAGCUUCGGUGACUCUGACUCCGCCAGAUAUAACCAUCAAAACGUUGCCUCAAGCGGCACCAAUUGGGGAAGCUAUGUCUAUCUUGGCGGCCCUGGAGCGGGUGGGGUCGUGGGUGGAUAA